AUGUCGACACCUCCGCCGCCAGACCCAGAUGCUCCCCUCACAGGCUCUGCGAGCUCGGUGAACCGCCAAGGACUCGUCAUAAUCGUCUGGACAUGCUUCACCAUCGCGACCCUCUUUGUAUCGCUACGACUCUUUGUGCGAUGGCACCAGAACCGACGCUUUCUUGCAGAUGACUACUGGAUUACAUGGGCGUGGCUCUGUGCCCUCACCAUGGCUAUACUGCAGACAGAGCAGAUGGAAUCUCUGUGGUAUAUGACUCACCUCCAGGCUGGUCGCAUAGCCUAUGAUCCGAAGGAGCUUGAGUUCCAUCGCAACCAAAUCACUCGGUGGCAGUUCCCAGUCAUCAAGAUGUUCUGGAUCAUCCUCUGGUCUGUAAAAGCGAGCUUUCUGGCCUUGUUCUACACACUGGUGCAGCCGUUUCCAGUCAUCCGUCGGUGUUGGUACGGAGUCUCAGUAUUUGCAGCCUUAGCGCUCAUCGUGUGCAUCAUCUGCAGUGUCCUUACUUGCAGCCCGCCUUCCGACUACUUCCAUGGCAGUUGCGAUUCCCCACAAGAACAAUGGAGACAGACCUUUAAUGUCGUCUUCUCAACAACCGUCGACGUCGUCACGGACCUCAUGAUCAUGGCGCUCCCGAUCGCAGUACUACCCUCUUUACAACUCGAUAGGAAGAAGAAGAUUGGACUCGGAAUUGCGUUUUCGCUGGGUAUAAUCAUCAUCUGCGUCGCCGUUGUUCGCAUGACAAAAGUCAUCGUUGGAAACCAGGUCGAUCUCGUGGGCUUAGCUAUUUGGGGCGCCGUGGAAACAGCAACAGCUCUUGUUGUCGGCUCGUUACCGGCACUCAAGGGCUUGCUUACCCGAGGCAUCAAGAAGUACGCGACGUCGAGGAGUGGUAGAUCUGAUCCCGCCGAUUACGGCAGUGGAAGUGCCCAGCGUCGUCGGGGCCAAGGCUCAGCAUUGACGCCUCGGGCUAUUAUGGUUCCUGAUCGCAUCCCUCUUGAUGAUGUCCAUCACAGUGGCCAAGUUGACGGUGGGAUAUAUGUCCACAAAAACGAAACAUUCACGAUGGCUACUACGAGGGAUGAUAGCUCUUCUCAGAGCGAUGGGGAUGAAGUAGCGAUAGUGAGGAGAGCACCAAGAUUAGAAUAG
Messenger RNA from Fusarium fujikuroi IMI 58289, 1146 nucleotides. RefSeq lists its product as uncharacterized. Lineage: Eukaryota; Fungi; Ascomycota; Sordariomycetes; Hypocreales; Nectriaceae. Bases 1 to 1146 code for a protein of 381 amino acids. The transcript has 2 exons. The record is from RefSeq and is a predicted model, not a curated record.